CAUAUAUAAAGGCGAGCAUCUAGUCAGCCGCUGUGUAGUCCGCAGCAGCUGAUGUUUCUGUCUUAUGUCAGGUCAAAAUGAGAGUAAUCUGGUUGCUCCAGGUCCUCUUCGCCUCAGCACUGGGCGCUAGCUGUCUCCACAGAGGACAAAGAGCGGCUGAUGACGGGUUCCUCAUGGUCAACAUCAGCUACGGCACUCUCAGGGGAAAAGUGGAUUCUACACCUUCAGUUCCUGUGGCCAAGUUCUUGGGCAUUCCUUAUGCUAAACCUCCAACAGGACCACUACGCUUCAAAGCUCCCGUUACUCCGGAUAAGUGGAACGGUGUCAGGGAUGCACUUACAGUUGGGAAUGAGUGCCUGCAAAAAGAUAUUCCGCUUUUUAAUUUUCAAAAGAUUACCCCAAAACGAAGUGAGGACUGUUUGUUCUUGAACGUGUUCUCACCCACACAGAGGAAUUCCCAGACCCCACUGCCUGUGAUGGUGUGGAUACAUGGUGGAGCGUAUGUAAUAGGGUCCGGUUCUCAAUUUGAUGUCACUUCUCUAGCGACAAAAGGAGUCGUGCUGGUUUCUUUGAACUACAGGCUGGAUGUUUUUGGCUUCUUGUCAACCGAAGACAACACAUUGCCAGGAAACUAUGGGAUGUUGGAUAUGAUCGCUGCUCUACAGUGGGUGAAAGAAAACAUUGCUUAUUUUGGGGGUGACCCGAACAUGGUGACUAUUUUUGGGGAAAGUGCUGGUGCAGGAGCUGUCUCUCUCCUCACUCUGUCGCCCUUAGCUAAUGGUCUGUUCCAGAGAGCGGUUAUGGAGAGUGGGGUUUCUCUGUGUCCUUGGUCAAUUGACUACCCAGGAAAUCGAGUGUCGUCUCGCAUGAUAGCCCGGCUGACGAGCCAGGUCGCUCAGUGUGACGACUUGAAUAAUCCAAAAGCGCUUUUGUCAUGUCUACAACAGGUCGAUGCCAAUAAGCUACUAAACGCAUCCAUUGCCAUUUCUAACGCAUUGGAAGUGGGAAUAACAUCUUUGACCCCUAGAGUUGAAACAACGUUUGGCUUCUUACCAGAGUCACCAGCUACUCUUCUCUCUAAAGGAAAAAUCAGCCACGUAGAUACCAUCAGGGGCUUUAAUAGUGAUGAAAUCGGAUUAUUUGCUAACGUUUUCUCUAAAAGCCCACCUGUUCAAUUCUCAGAGAAGGUGGCUAGACAAGUUAUUGGCGAGCAGCUUCAACAAUUCACUAAACGUGACCAGGAAAAACUUCUGAAAGUAUUGACGUCAACGUUUUUGACAAACACGUCCAGCAGUGAUGUCUUAAGGAGAGCAUCUCUAGACGCCAGGGACAACUUUUCCUUUGUGGGUCCAACAAUCGUGGAGCUGGAUUACGUCGUGCGCAAUGUCCCAGAUAAGAAACAUUACUUGUACGAGUUCAGUCACCGACCAAGCUUCAGUAAAAGUCCACCAUGGAUGUCAGCUAUACACGUGGACGAGUUAUUUUACGUUUUUGACGUUCAAGAGAAAAGGUUCACCGACAAAGGCUUUGGGCCUCCUGAUGCUGUCGACAUCCUGGUAUCUCAACAGAUGAUGGAAAUGUGGACCAACUUUGCCAAGACUGGGAACCCAACGUCAACAGUGCCCACUGGUGGAGCGAUGUGGAGCCAAUACCUUAGCCCUACUGCACCUCACUAUCUAUUUAUUAAUUCUGAAUCUAAGUUAAGACUCUGGUCACAGUCUGAUGUCGCGGAUGUAUCCCGCAAAGUUCUCGACGUUUUAGAGUGAAGCAGCACAGCAUCCGUUAACAUCAAUAUUGGGUAGAAAAUGAGACAAAAUUUAAUACGAAACUGAUACAAUUUCUGUCUUCUUUUACCCGUUUCAGUGAUAAUUGAAAAGUACCAGCUGACCAGAAAAAGUGCCUUCAAAGAAAUUUUCAUAACCUUCUUGUUUAUGACUCAAUUGACAUCAAAAUUGACCGAAAUCUAGAAGUACGUUCGGAUCAUGUUUUAAAAAAAUAUGGUUGCACAACGAAAAGAUGAUAAAGCACUUCACCCCUGUACAUGUAUAAACGCGCAUUUUUCAGUUGAGACGUAUUAGCAAACAAGGUCUCCCAAAUCGACCCGUGUAUUACUUGCUCCGGAACACGGGAUGGGUACCUGUAACAAACAUAACUGUCCAGGCAAAAGGCCCAUUUGGUAAUAGGCUGCAAGCUUUGAAAGGUUUUGAUUUUUAAAAAUUAGAAUUAGAAUUCGAAGCCCAAAUCAACACACGGUAGGCAGUCUGUAAAAACAAGGCACUCUUGAAAAUGUUAAGGUGGUCCGUGAUUCGGAGAACUCUCACCAGUACCUCAUCAUCUGAUCAGAGUUCUCGGGGAGCUGGGGACUAUACGAGUAAUUUGUUGGUGGUAUAGGGAGAAAGAACCAGCAGUCUCAGCAAGGUAGGGUUGCUCCGCAUGACGACAGAGCUGUUCUGGGCUGGGCCAACAACCACUUUGGUACCGGAGUGUCCCCAAAGGACCUGCACUUGAGUCCACUGAAUUUUCACCUUUGAGGGAGUUUGGUGAAGGACACAAUGUGUAGGAAAAUGCUUGAAAGUAUACAAUACUUAAUUGGUCGCUUUAAAGCACAAGGGGGUUAUCCGGAAAAAUGCUGUUUUGAGAAAAUCGAA
Messenger RNA from Aplysia californica (California sea hare), 2648 nucleotides. Its product is annotated as acetylcholinesterase. The coding region runs from base 78 to 1766 and encodes 562 amino acids. The transcript has 2 exons. Lineage: Eukaryota; Metazoa; Mollusca; Gastropoda; Aplysiida; Aplysiidae. The record is from RefSeq and is a predicted model, not a curated record.